Messenger RNA from Callorhinus ursinus (northern fur seal), 1125 nucleotides. The record is from RefSeq and is a predicted model, not a curated record. Lineage: Eukaryota; Metazoa; Chordata; Mammalia; Carnivora; Otariidae.
AUGAGAUUGCCCCCUCUGUCAGGAACCACAGCACUCCUGCCUGAGCUGCUGCCUCUGACCGGUCACAUCUUCAGCCUCCGCCUGAAUAGCAGGGCCCGUCUGGGCGACCAACAGAUGCACGGAAAGACGGCUUCUCUGAAGAGCCCCGUGUCCUGCUCAGAGAAACUAGCCAAGGUUCAGGCACCCCUGGACUCCAGUCUGCACUGGCCAGAAGGCUUGAAGGGUGAAGAGAUAAAGAAGUGUGGCCGAGAAGGGACGCUACUGAGUAAAUACAACCAACAAUACCACAAGCUGUUUAAGGACAUUCCCUUGGAGGAGGUGGUUCUCAAAGUGUGUUCCUGCGCCCUCCAGAGAGACCUCCUUCUCCAGGGCCGGCUCUACAUCUCCCCCAACUGGCUCUGCUUCCAUGCCAGCCUCUUUGGCAAGGAUAUAAAGGUGGUCAUUCCCGUGGUGUCUGUCCAAAUGAUCAAAAAACACAAGAUGGCGCGGCUUCUUCCCAAUGGCCUGGCCAUCACCACCAACACCAGCCAGAAGUACAUCUUUGUGUCACUGCUUUCCCGGGACAGUGUAUAUGACAUGCUGAGGAGGGUCUGCACGCACCUCCAGCCUUCCAGCAAGAAGAGCCUGAGUGUAAGAGAAUUUCCGGAGGAACCUGAGUGCGAGUCCCUGGAAGUCCUCAUCCCUGAGAUGAAGUGGAGAAAAGUGUGCCCAGCCUCCAGGUCCCUGUCACUCCCAGACAACAUCCCUUGUAUACCUCGGGCAUCCAUGGACUCCACGGACAGCUUCUUUCCCUCCAGGAAGCCUCCCGGGUCUGGUGAGCUCAGGGUGCUCCUUGAGAAUGAGGGGAGGUGGGCUUGCUCCUUGCUGGGCUGGGCGUCCUGCCACAGGACGACGCCUAACUGCUCUCCUAUCACAGAGAAGGCCGUCUGUGAGGAGGAGAAGCUGGAGGAGGAGCCCAGGAGCGACGGGGAGCUGAGGCUCUGGGAUUACCAGCUCCUCAAGGUCAUCUUUGUGCUGAUCUGCUUCUUGGUCAUGGCCUCAUCCUAUCUGGCAGUCCGCAUCUCCUGGCUAGAACAGCAGUUAUGCUCCCUGAAUUGGGAUGGCCCGGUCCCUGGGCACAGGUGA